Molecule: messenger RNA, 2385 nt
Organism: Notothenia coriiceps (black rockcod)
Lineage: Eukaryota; Metazoa; Chordata; Actinopteri; Perciformes; Nototheniidae
Product: sushi domain-containing protein 2
Exons: 14
Coding region: 1-2271 (756 amino acids)
Source: RefSeq, a predicted model, not a curated record
AUGCCGAGACAGACUUGUGAAGGAAACUGUGGCAAAACACUAGAUUUGUGUUCAUGCCAUUCAACAUGCACCUCUCUAGGGAACUGCUGUACAGAUUAUAGAGAAUACUGUGUGGAGAUCCUUCCAUACUCCGGUUCCAUUUUGGGUGGGACAGAUUUUAUUGUCCUUAACGCAACUUUUAAUAAUAGCUCAGAGAUUGUAUGCAGGUUCCAUGACAAUAUCAAAACGGAGGGGUAUGUGGAUGAAACCAGUAGAGGCCAUUGCAUUUCCCCACUUUUGUACGAAACAGGGUGGGUUCCUUUGAGCAUCUCCUCUGAUAAUGGCACUACGUUUAAUAGAACUGGAGCCUGGCUCUCAGUACAUACUGGAAAGUUAGAUGCUAAGUUUAAGGCGAUUCUGGUCAACUCAACAAAAUGGCAGUACUAUGGUACAACUGAUGUCCGUGGCAACCUUGAGAUGACUUGGAAUACGUCUUUGGUCAGAGCAGAGAGGGUCAACAUAGAGCUCUGGGGGUACAGGGAGACAGGAGAACCAUACACAGACAGCUGGCUUGGUGAGUGGGCGUAUCUGUACUCGCUUGCAAAGGAUCAGCCCAACAGUGGUUCCUUUAGUUUCUUGCCUAAACCAGCAGAGAACGGCUUUUCAAGUUGGGAGCUUGGCUCUCUACGCAUCAGCCCCAGCAUCUACCCUGAUGGCAUGAAUGUGCAGGCCGCAUGGACGGAGGAUCACGCUCUGGCCUGGCAUCUGGAGGAGAAGUUCAGGCAGAACUCGACAGUUUGGGCCCUGGAUAAAUGUGUAGCAUGGGACCAGCUGGAGAACGAGCUGCCCAACUUCCUGAGUGAGAUCAUAGAUUGCCCCUGCACCCUGGCUCAAGCGAGAGCAGACACAGGGAGGUUUCAUACAGACUAUGGCUGUGACAUAGAGAAGGGGAGUGUGUGCACCUACCACCCAGGAUGUGUUCACUGUGUGAGGGCUAUACAGGCCAGCCCAAUGUAUGCAGCGGGACAACAGUGUUGCUAUGACAGCACCGGUGCUCAGGUGUUGACCGCAGACUCGAUUGGGGGAAGUACUCCAGACCGAGCACACGACUGGGGCUCACCUCCAUUCAAGAAACCCCCUCGAAUCCCAGGACAGUCCCACUGGGUGUAUGACGUCCUGAGUUUCUACUACUGCUGCCUGUGGUCUGACAACUGCCACUUCUACUUCAAACACCGGCCCUCCAGCGACUGCAGACGGUACAAGUCCCCCGGCUCAGCUGUGGUGUUUGGAGAUCCCCACUUCAUAACAUUCGAUGGUGUCAGCUACUCCUUCAAUGGCUUUGGGGAAUACACUUUGGUGACUUCUUUUGCGAAAGGGCUGACAAUUCAAGGCAGAACUGAGCCUGUAAAUGGAACUGUAAAAGCAACACAGUUGACGUCUGUAGCCAUGCAAGAAACACCCUCUGAUAUUAUUGAGGUGCGGCUGGUCAGCGGUCAUAAUGGCCUUGAGGUGCUGCAGAAUCAAAAAACUCUCUCCUUUUCUGAGCAGAGCUGGAUGGACCUACACGGUGUGUAUGUGUUUUCUCCUACCUCUUCCAAUGUGACCGUGAUUUUCAGCAGUGGAGCUGGAGUGGAAGUGCGCCUGAGAGAGGGAACCAUGACCACCACCGUACUCCUGCCUGAAGAGUUCAUAGACACCACCAUGGGACUGCUGGGAAAAAUGAACGGUGACCCCAAAGAUGACCUCGCUCUCACCAACGGGGAACUCGUGCAGAAUCUCACAAAUCCAGAGGAGGUGUUCAGCUUUGGGGCAGGCUGGGCCAUCUCCAACCAGUCUGCAUUGUUCACAUAUGAUUCAAAAUAUCUUUUUGACACAUUUUUGUAUGCUCCCAGACAUGAUGCAAGUUUUCUUCCAGUGUUUUCUGUCCUGGAGAAUCCUAAUGACCCAUUAGCUAAUCAGACGUCUGAGAUAUGCUCUGGACCGGGCUCUCAGUUCUGCAGGUACGAUAUCCUGGUGGGUCGUAGUCCCAGAAUGGGAAACGCUUCAAAAAUAUCUUACCAAAGUCACAUUUCUCUUGAAGAAGAUCUAAAGCCAGUGAUAUCCUGUGGAUGGUUUUCACCACCAAGUAAUGGAAAGAAGGAGGGGACCACAUAUCUACAGGGGGCUAAGGUGAACCUUUCCUGCAACGAAGGCUUCACUCUCACAGGACCAUCGUUGCGCGUAUGCCAGUGGGACGGCGUGUGGUCUGGAGGAGACACAAACUGCGUGGUUCCCAGUAUGAAUAAAUUAUAAAAUCUCUCAUUUCCAAUGAUUUUAUCUUCACAAAUCAGCAGUGCGUGCCAUGCAUGUGUGUGAGUGCAUUCUUUAAUCAAACAAAUCAGCUCUAAAGUGUUGGAUUACACAAAC